UAAUCAAAAGAAAAUCCCUGGUUUGGCGGGAUGCCCUUUUUCUUAAACUCCCCGAGUCCCAAAUCUGCACUCUCUGUGGAUCUCAACUCCAUCUUCGAUCUCUAAUUAUCUCUUUCUUGGCUAAAUCUUGACCUCGCGCUGUUGAUGGAUUGAGAGCAGUUCGGGUGUCAUCGGUCUCGAUCGUUGUUGAGAUUUCUUGAUGAAGAUCGGCGUGGCGUCGGUUGAGCAACAAGCAGCAGAUCCAGGAGUAGGGAAGGGCAUUAAAGUGGAAAAAGGAUCAAAUUUUCUCUAGCAAGUAUCAGAUCUUUAAACGAUGUCCAGGAUUCCCAAGUUGAAGAUUGAAAAGACUAAAGUGAAAGUUGUCUUCCGUCUACAGUUCCACGCUACGGAUAUUCCGCAGUCAGGAUGGGACAAGCUAUUUGUCACAUUCACCCCUACAGAUUCAGGGAAAGUGGCUGCAAAAACAACCAAAGCUAGUGUGAGGAAUGGAAGCUGUAAAUGGUCAGAUCCAAUUUAUGAGACUACAAGACUUCUCCAGGAUCCAAAGACAAAAGAUUAUGAUGAGAAGCUCUAUAAGCUUGUGGUGGCAAUGGGCUCUUCUCGGUCUAGUCUGCUUGGAGAGGUUAUCAUCAAUCUUGCUGACUUUGUAGAUGCCUUGAAGCCUUCCUCCGUCGCAUUGCCCUUACGUGGCUGUGACUUUGGCACAAUAUUACAUGUGACUGUGCAACUUUUAACCUCCAAAACAGGGUUCAGAGAAUUUGAGCAACAAAGGGAGACUAGCGUAAAGGGCUUUCAGGCAUCUUCUGGCAAGAGAAUUCAUGACCCUAAGGAGGUUAUACCCGCUUCUUCUGGUACCAGAGAACACAUAGAUAAGAUUAAUGCAAGGGUCAGUUUCAAGGGCGAUUCUGCAGGGCUUCCUUCCCUUGAGGAGGUGGGUGAGUUGAAUGAAGAUUAUGAAGAUUCAGCUGCUGGAGUUGAUGGUUCAUCAUACACCUCAGAAAGUUUAUACGCUGAAAAGAAUGAUUUUUCAGGCUUAACUGAACUCAAUGGUCUGAGGAGCAGGGCCUCGGGUGAUGUAGUCGGAUUUACACCUGCUCAUAGUUCAGGCACAGGGAAAGGAGAGCACAAUUACAAGCGGCUUUCAAGCCAGCUUAGCAAUGAUUGGAGUCAUGGUUGGAGUUCGGACUACUCGAUUGAUAAUGAUUUAGCUUCUAAUUUUGAAGAUAGUGAUAGACUCAUUGCAAGAGUUCAAGCAGCCGAGUCAGCAGUUUUACAGCUUAAAUCAGAAGCAAGUUCAUUACAAAUCUUGUCUGAUGAAUUAUCUUCUGAAACACAACAUUUAGCUCAACAACUUGCCAUGGAGCUUUCUUCGGGAGAGAAGCUGGCCAGAGAAUUCAACAUACUAAAAUCUGAGUAUUGGAAAUUCAAAAAUGAUCUUGAUGAACUAAAGGUAGCUUCAGCUUCUCAGCGUACUUCUAGAAGAAAAUGCAUCCUAGAGAAGGCUUCAUUUGGGAAUACACUUAAAUCAGAAGCUGAAUCUACCGACAGUGCACUUGAUGCAGAGCACAGCAACCUAUCCUUUGAUUUUCAGUCCAAGUUGCUUCAAGGAAUUUUUCUCAUCGAAUGUAAAGCUCAGCUGAUUCAAAAUAAGGCAUGCUGUGGGCAUAAUGGCAAUGAAUUUGAUUAUAUCUAUUCUGAAUUUAAUGAUCUAGGCAGCUUAAUUCAGAAUCUUAAACAAAGUAUCGUCCAGGAAUUGUCUGUAGAACCCGUUAGUCAAAUUGAGACAACAAAUGAUCAAUAUUCAUUGGUUUCAGCAUCUGAACAUGUUCAAGGACAGGGCGCUGUAAGAUGUUCUGCUGAUUUUCAUCAUUCAGAAGACAUUAAGGACAAGAAAGUUUUUGAACUUUCAGAACAAUUGGAUGUCUUAAAGGCUGAGAAUAGAAAUCUUGCUAGGAGGAUUACACAAAUGGAGUGUUACUAUGAAGCACUUAUUCAUGAACUUGAAGACGGACACAAUCAAACAUCAAGUCAGCUGGAAAACCUUAGGGCUGAGCACUCAUCUUGCUUUUAUACGAUUUCUAAUCUUCAAAAUCAAACCGAAAAAUUACAUGAAGAAUUGAAUGGUCAGCUAAUCAGAUUUGCCGAAGACCGGCAUAACUUAGAAUCUCUUAUAAAAGAACUUGAAAAGAGAGCUAUUUCCUCUGAGACAAUGCUGAAAAGGGUUCGGUGGAACUAUGCCAUAGCAGUUGACCGAUUGCAGAAAGACCUUGAACUGCUUUCCUUCCAAGUUCUGUCAAUGUAUGAGGCAAAUCAGUGCCUUGCAAAGCAAGCACUUGCUGAUGCUACCGAACAGCAUCCUGAUGAACAUUCAGAGGAGAUGCCUCUGUGGCAUAGAGGUGAAUGGCUGUUUUCUCCCAACCAAAAACAACAGAAAUUAGCUCUUGCUGAAAUUCAGCAUGACAUUUCUCUGACAAAUGGCGAUCACAAUCAUCGAAUGCUUGGCAAUUUUUCUUCCAAAGAGGAAAAAAAAGGCACCUCUCAAACUGGUUUAUCCAUGGCUACACAAUUCCAUGCCAUUGAAGAACCAGAUGCUUCAGCUAAUGCAUUAAAGUUGAAUGAUUUAUCCUCAGCUGCUUCUAUACAUGAUUUCAUGCAGGAGAGAAAGGAUCCGUCGCUUUCCCAUAAUUCAUUGAUGGAAAAACUCAGGAGCAGUUAUCUUUACAAUUUGAUUAUCCAAAAGCCCAUCAAUCAUUCUCAAGUAUUUGACAAUUCUGAAAUGUCAUUUGAUGUGCUAAAACAGCUCCACACAACUUCCGAGACUGAACUUUCAGAAGUAGUUUUGCUUUACACGCAUUGGGAAGUUUAUGCACAAAUUUUACAAGAAACAUUACGUGAGAUAUUUCCUGGGAUUGGCCACAUGAUUGGGAAGGUAGUUGAACUUCAAGAGGAACUAAGACAUUGUACAAAUGAUAAGGAAUUUCUGACCCUUGGGAUGCAUGCUGCCUUGGAGGAGUCUAGGAUAUCAAGGGAGGCUGAAGCAAAAUGCAUAUCUAGAUAUAAUGAGUUAGCAUCGAAACAUCGUAUUAUGGAAGCAAAACUAAAUGACACUUUAGACGAGAACAGUUUUCUUGUGCAGAAAUUGGUAGAUUGCCAGAGCUUGAUAUCAGACUCUGAAGUUUCUGAAAGCAUGUAUAUGGCAUGUGCUUCUGAAAAUAUUGAACUUAAAAAUAUGCUGAAAGAAGAAAAAUCACAAAGAGACUAUCUUCAAAUUAAGAUUAACUCCUUAAUCGAUGAACUGAAAUCACUAAAGGAACAAUAUGAGAAAAAGUGCUCUUUGAACUCUGAUCUCCAAAAAGGUGCCACUUAUCUGCAAGACAAGUUGCGGGAUCUUUGUAAUUGUGUUAUAUUUUGUAGUCAGCAAAUUAGUGAUACUAUUGAUGAUGUAUUUGUAAAGGACGACUUAGACAGUGAGAACUAUGAUGCCAUAAUCUCUCGCUUAGAGCAGGUCCAACAGAAAGUAUCUCUUAGGCUAUUUAGUCUCCAACAAGAGAAGAAAGUGGCAGAGGAGCAAAGAGAGAUUGCUCAAUGUACAUUAAAUGAAAGAGAAUCACAUAUCUUAUACAUGAGACAGAAGUUUGACUGUGAGCUGGAAAAUGUCACGACAAAGCUGGAGCAUUCUUGCACCAAUGUUCAAAAUUUACAGAUAGAGCUUGAAGAUGCAGUAAAAAAACUUAGGCUUAGCAAGGAAGCUGAAGAAUGGCACAUCUUGGAAAAUAGAAAAUUGCUGUCAAAUAUGUCCAUUCUGGAAGUUAAACUGCAACAAGCUACUGAUGAAUGCAGAGUUCUCAGUAAAAAAUUGCUUGCUAGAGAGGGCAUUGUUAAUGAAGAGCUUGCAAACACUAAGUUGAGGCUUAAAGAUUUAAUGCAGGAGAACAGAGACCUGUUGUCUUCCAUCCAGUCUAGCAGUGAGACAUCCGUGAAAUUGGAACGUGAGAUCUCUAGCUUGAAAGAUAGUUUGAAUUAUGCCCAUGUCGAACUGCAAUCUGAAAGAAAAAUUAGAGAAGAUCUUGAGGUUUCCAUCUCAGAUCUUAAGUUACAAUUAAUGGAGACAAGUAAGCAGCUCUUAUUCUUUAAUGAGCAGAAUGACGAAUUGUGCUAUCUUAGGACAAGGGUUCUAGACCUUGAAGGAGAUGCACAGCGAUAUGUGGUGCUUUGUAAAGAAAGAGAGAGAAAAAUAGAUGCUGAAAGUUCAUUACUUAAUCUUGAAGUUGCUAAUUUGGAAACUCAUUUGAUUGCAGCACUUGGGCAAUCCAUAUCUGCUGAUGUUGAGUUAACUUACAUGAGAUGUCAAUUCUACUCUAAAAUUGCAGAGCUUGUUGUGCAUCAGAAGACAUCAAAAAGCGUCCUUGAAGAGCUCCAUUUAAAGCAUUUAAAUGCCAUUGUUUCACUAGAAAAGUACAUUGUUAGUGAAGCAGAAUUGAUGGCGGAAAGAGAAAGGUUGACAGCUGAUCUCCUAUCAGCAAAAUACACACUUGAAGUCCUUUGUGAUGAAAAGGAAAACCUUCUAGCCUACAUAGAUGCAAACACCAUAAAGCAGGCUGACUUUGAAGAUUUGAAGACAAGAGCUGCAAUUUCUGAAACUAAUUAUGCUAAGGAGAAACAACAGUACGAGGAUGAAAUCUGUAUGCUAAAAAGUAUGCUGCUGAGGUUGGAAGAUUUUGAUGAACUGCUGUUAUCGAAAGUCGAGUUAGAUAUAAUGGUUGUUUUUCUUAUGUCAAAAUUAAGUGAACAAGAAAAACAGAUUGCCUUGUUUGAGGAAUGUGACUAUGAGAUGAGAAAAUUAAGAGAGCAGCACAUUGAGCUCAGUCGGAAACUCUCAGAACAGAUUUUGAAGACAGAGGAGUUUAAGAAUCUUUCUAUCCAUCUUAGAGAGCUUAAAGACAAAGCAGAUGCUGAGUGUCAUUAUGCUUGUGAAAGAAGAGAGUCUGAGGGAUCUUCCCUUGCGGUCCAGGAGUCGCUAAGAAUAGCAUUUAUUAAGGAACAAUGUGAGUCCAAGAUUCAAGAGUUUAAAAAUCAGUGUUCUGUCUCCAGAAAAUAUGCAGAGGAAAUGUUGAUGAAGUUGCAAAAUUCUCUUGAUGAUAUUGAGGCAAGAAAGAAAAGUGAGGCUUCUCUAGCCAAAAGAAAUGAAGAAAUGUCAAUUCUACUAUCUGAGCUGGAGACUGAAUUACAAACUGUUGUGGCUGAUAGGAGAGAAUUGAUUAAAGCUUAUGACAGAAUGAAAGCUGAACUGGAGUGCACUUUUCUUAGCCUCGAGUGCUGCAAGGAAGAAAAGCUAAAGCUUCAAAAUUUGUUGAAAGAGUCCAGUGAUGAAAGAGAAAAGAUUAGAGUAGAACUGGACUUGGUGAAACGCUUGCUUGAGAAUAUGGCAUCCAUUACAGGGACUGGACUUGAAAUGAAUUAUGAAGCAAAUAAGCCUGAUGCAACAUUAAUUGGGGAACUUCUAGAGGAUUUAGUUGGUUCUGAUGACCAAGUGAACAAAGUUGGUAGAUAUACUGCAAGUGAGACACUCGAAUCUAGUUCAUCCAGAUUAGUAUAUGAUAUGAAGCUAAAUAGCAUGAAUAAAGACACAUGCCUGAGUCUUGGCAAACCGAAAAAUCUUUUGAAAGAACCUGUGGCAGAACGAGCAACUCUGUUGGAAAAUAAUGCAACACAGAUUGCCGAUAUUAAAGAACAUUUCAGGGAACAGCAGAGACUAAUGAAUGGCAUGGAGCUUCUUCAUAAACAGUUGGAAAGGUUGAGAGAUCAGAACCAGUCAUCUGAGCUUCAAUUGGAAGAGGAUCACUUCGAUGCUGAUCUUCAAGAUCUACAUAGAGAAUUAUUACAAUUAGAUAUGGCAAAUGAACAAUUGGGAAGUAUUUUCCCUAAAUAUAAAAAACUCACUAGUUAUGGAAAUGCAUUAGAGAGGGUACUGGCUUUGGAGCUCGAGCUUGCAGAAGCAUUACAAGUAAAGAAAUCAGGAAGUCAUUUCCAGAGCUCAUUCCUAAAGCAACACAAUGAUGAUGAGUCAAUACUUCAGAGUUUCAAAGACAUCAAUGAAUUAAUAAAAGACAUGAUUGGGCUCAAAAAAAGAAAUGCUGCUGUAGAAACUGAACUGCAAGAGAUGCAUAAUAGAUACACCCAGCUAAGUCUACGAUUUGCAGAGGUGGAAGGAGAGAGACAGAAACUAGUCAUGUCUUUAAAAAAUAGAACACCAAAGAAAUCAUAGCUUUCUGCACUUUUUGGUGCAGAAAUUUUCACUUGUGCUGUGGCCACCACCUCUUCAGCAGACGAAGUUUAUUACAAAAAUUUGGGCAUUUGUUGAUAAGGAUGCAGAAGCUGGAUAUUUACCAACGCCCCCUGAUUGAUCUUUAGGCUCCGGAGGAUGACUGCAAUUUAUAAUGUAUAGCUUGAAAAAUAUUUUUUUUCUGCGGUGUAGUUUAUGUUGUAUGAAACGCAAGUUUAAAUAUUGAGAUGUGUUACUUGGAACGUACUUAAUAUAUUGAUUUGAAUCAUUUGAUGGA
Molecule: messenger RNA, 6560 nt
Organism: Phalaenopsis equestris
Lineage: Eukaryota; Viridiplantae; Streptophyta; Magnoliopsida; Asparagales; Orchidaceae
Product: abnormal long morphology protein 1
Exons: 12
Coding region: 314-6265 (1983 amino acids)
Source: RefSeq, a predicted model, not a curated record